GUUUCCACUUCCGUCUCCGCCUUGCGACCUCAGGCAACCGUUGUUCUUCCGUCUCUCCCGCUUCUUCUUCCUUCUCCUUCUCUUGUUUGACUUCGCUCUUGUCCUACCCGCUGUUUUCUCACCGUUGAUUCCCUUUUCAGUCGUCUUGUUUUUGCUUUCCUUCUCUGCCCACGAUGGCUCCCGCCGUCACUCCGCCGUCCCUCGCCCGCAAGGACACGGUCCUGUCGCGACGUUACAUCGAAGGCCAGAUUGCGGAGGGCAAGCAUCUCAUCAUCUUCGAAGGCUGCGUGCUGAAAGUGGACGCUUUGCUUCCUUUCCACCCGGGAGGUGAAAAGCCUAUCAAGCAUAUGGUCGGAAGAGAUGCCACAGAUGAGAUGAAUGCUUUACAUGGGGAAGAUACAUGCCGGCAGUUUCGAAAAUAUCAGAUCGGUCGCAUCAAUGGACCAUGGUUGAACUUCCUCCCUCCGAUCCAUGGCGGAAAGUUCCGUCCCUACGCGGAGGAAUCGUGCUCGACCGACGAAGAGAGCUCAGGCCUGGAAACGUCAACGCCUCCUUCCCCGAUAUUUGAUGCAGUCGAUGGAAAGGUCCGCCGCCGAAAAACUUCUGCCACCACCGAUUCGUCGGUCUCGACCCCCCCGAAUGAGGAGGUUGAGUCCAGGCCCUUCUUCCUGGAUGCACGAACCCGAGAAGAGAUCGUAUUCGAUACGGCCAAAUACCCCUCUCUCGACAUGGAAAGCCAGGAUAUGAUCAGGACGAAAUAUCGGGAAUUGGACGAGAAGAUUCGCGCGGAAGGUCUAUACCAAUGCAACUACUUCUCGUACUUCAUCGAAUGCUGUCGCUAUACGCUUUUCGGAACGUUGGCCUAUGUGCUCCUGCAGUGGGAAUGGUACGCAAGCUCGGCAUUCUUUCUGGGAUGCCUCUGGCAUCAACUCGUCUUCACCGCCCAUGAUGCUGGCCAUAUGGGCAUCACUCACAACUUCCACGUGGACACGACGAUUGGGAUGAUCAUUGCCGACUGGAUUGGGGGUCUUAGUCUCGGUUGGUGGAAGCGCAGUCACAACGUUCAUCACAUCGUGACAAACGAACCUGAGCAUGACCCUGAUAUUGAGCACAUGCCUUUCUUCGCGGUUUCGCAUCGGUUCUUCGACAGCCUUCGAAGCACUUACUAUGACCGAGUCAUGAAGUUCGACGCCGUAUCUAAGGUGAUGCUGAAAUAUCAGGACUACCUCUACUACCCAAUCCUGAUGCUUGCACGGUUCAAUCUUUACCGUCUGAGCUGGGAAUACCUCCUGACCGGCCAGGCUCCCAAGAGGGGCCCUGCUUGGUGGCACCGCUGGUUCGAGUUUGCCGGUCAGAUCUUCUUCUGGUACUGGUUUGGCUAUGGUGUCCUCUACUGCACCCUCCCCGACUGGAGCACCCGCCUAACAUACCUCAUGGUUUCCCACAUCGUCACCUCUCCGCUGCACAUUCAGAUCACGCUGUCCCAUUUUGCCAUGUCCACAGCGGACAUGGGCGUCAGCGAAUCAUUCCCACAGAAGAUGCUUCGCACCACUAUGGACGUGGACUGCCCAACCUGGCUCGACUUCUUCCACGGAGGCCUGCAGUUCCAGGCGAUCCACCACCUCUACCCCCGUAUGCCCCGCCACAACUUGCGUCGUGCGCAGAAGCUGGUCCUGGAGUUCUGUAAAGACACGGGCAUCCCCUACGCCCUCUUUACCUUCUACGACGGCAACAAAGAAGUCCUCGGCAAGCUCGGCGACGUCGCGAAGCAGCUCCGUCUUCUUGAAGAAUGUCGCAAGACAUGCGCCGAUCAGGGCACCCUUCUGGAUCAUCACUAAAUGAUUUUGCACCUUCCUCUUUCCGCGACUCGCACUGUUUGAUUGAUCCCCUGGCGUAUAUCCACGCACGCUAAACCUCCUCUGGGUGUUGUAAAUAUUCAUUGCCUCUGUAUUUAUCUGGUGGCCUCUUUUGUUUGGGUAUCGGAUUCUCUGCUGAUUUAGAUCACCCGCAAUUCCCGCGUCAAUGUGUUUACGAUGCUCCUAGUGUUGAUUAUGAUAUAAUGGUCCUGUAUUUAUUUGUCGAUGUAUCUCCAGCUUGUUGGCGUCGAGCUGAAUCUCAAUUGAUGGUCUUAUGGUAUUAUAUACGAUUUCUCGUCG
This is a messenger RNA of Aspergillus steynii IBT 23096, 2156 nucleotides long. Its product is annotated as fatty acid desaturase. The transcript is spliced from 2 exons. Gene Ontology annotation, molecular function: oxidoreductase activity, acting on paired donors, with oxidation of a pair of donors resulting in the reduction of molecular oxygen to two molecules of water. Gene Ontology annotation, cellular component: membrane. The coding region runs from base 174 to 1838 and encodes 554 amino acids. Gene Ontology annotation, biological process: lipid metabolic process. The record is from RefSeq and is a predicted model, not a curated record. Lineage: Eukaryota; Fungi; Ascomycota; Eurotiomycetes; Eurotiales; Aspergillaceae.